AUGCAUAUGACUUUUGUGCGUUACUUUUCGCUCUUACUGAUCGUAGCUUGCAUCACUGUGAAUUGCCAAUAUCCAUUUGGUUACUAUGGCCCUUAUGGAUAUGGCAGAUAUGGUAGAUAUGGUCGCUAUGGCCCUUUUGGAUAUGGUAGAUUUGGUUUUAAUCCUUACGGAUUCGGUAGAUAUGGGGGAUAUGGUUUCUUACCUUAUUUGUACGGUGGGCAAGGUUUUGGUCGGCCACCGUUCUUUGGUGGCUUUGGAGGGUUGACUUCCUCUGAUGCUGGAGCUGGAAUCGGUGCUGGACUCGGUGCUUUGGCGGGAAGUUUACUUGGAAAGUAA
Molecule: messenger RNA, 336 nt
Organism: Thelazia callipaeda (thelaziosis nematode)
Lineage: Eukaryota; Metazoa; Nematoda; Chromadorea; Rhabditida; Thelaziidae
Source: the annotation of a GenBank genome assembly